AAACAGUGGAUGCAGUGAAAGAAUAGGACGACGCGUUUCAUACCCAAACAGUAUUCGCAUGAGGGGUGAAACGAUGGAUGAAUAUCCUUAUCCCAUCACUAUAGACGUCAGUUGGACAAACUCUGUCUCUAAAGGGAUACAGAACAAGCUUCAGAUUUAUUUUCAAAGUAAAAAGAAGUCGAGUGGAGGGGACUGCUUGGUGCACUACGAGGAUCAACGCUCCACUAGAGCAACUGUUUAUUUCAAAUCUGAGGAUGUCAGGGAAAGCGUUCUAUCGAGAGAUAACCACGAAAUUACUGUAGACAAUGAAACUGUGAAGUUGCGCUUGUCAUCAUCAUCAUCGGGGGGAAAUCUGAAAGAGGCUUGCACUCUGUCGCUACUCCUAUCCUGCACCAGGUGGGCACCAUACCACCCAGGGACUCCAAACCUUCACAACAGGGAGAACAAUCAUACUGGAAAGAAAACUUAUCAUAAAACAAAAAUGUAAAACAAGG
Messenger RNA from Oncorhynchus mykiss (rainbow trout), 494 nucleotides. It is a transcript of the gene prp14, whose product is annotated as Poly polymerase 14. NCBI's taxonomy places the organism in Eukaryota, Metazoa, Chordata, Actinopteri, Salmoniformes, Salmonidae. The record is from RefSeq and is marked provisional.